Nothoprocta perdicaria is the source of this 2716-nucleotide messenger RNA. It is a transcript of the gene SMPD4, whose product is annotated as sphingomyelin phosphodiesterase 4. The transcript is spliced from 19 exons. Bases 4 to 2487 code for a protein of 827 amino acids. Gene Ontology annotation, biological process: glycerophospholipid catabolic process; sphingomyelin catabolic process; ceramide biosynthetic process. The record is from RefSeq and is a predicted model, not a curated record. Gene Ontology annotation, molecular function: sphingomyelin phosphodiesterase D activity. Lineage: Eukaryota; Metazoa; Chordata; Aves; Tinamiformes; Tinamidae.
GCCAUGGCGGCGCCGCCGCUGCAGCAGCCCAGCUUCCUGCUGGCCACGCUCAAGGCGGACUGCGUCAACAAGCCCUUCGCGCAGAGGUGCCACGAGCUGGAGACGCUCAUCGAGGAGUUCCCGGCCAAGGAACUGCAUGGCAUCUUCCCAUGGUUGGUGGAGAACAUUUUUGGCAGCCUGGAUGGCAUCAUUGUAGGCUGGAAUCUUCGUUGUUUGCAGGGGAGAACAAAUCCCACUGAAUAUUCUGUGGCUUUGGAUUUCCUAGAUCCCAGUGGCCCAAUGAUGAAGCUGGUUUACAAACUCCAAGCAGAAGAAUACAGAUAUGAUUUCCCAGUCUCCUAUCUUCCAGGUCCUGUGAAGGCUUCAAUACAAGAGCAAGUCCUACCAGAAUGCUCAUUAUACCACAACAAAGUCCAAUUUCCUUCAUCUGGUGGUUUAGGUUUGAAUUUGGCUCUCAAUCCAUUUGAAUAUUACAUGUUUUACUUUGCAAUUAGUUUGAUUACACAGAAGAAUUCCUCCACCACCCACCAUGCCAGCCCUUCCAACAGUGCUUAUUUCAUCUUGGUGGACACUUACCUGAAGUGUUUCCUACCUACAGAAGGAAGUGUCCUUCCUCCACCCUCUUCCAAUCCUGGGGGAGCCAUCCCUUCACCUACCCCCAGGUCUCCUGCAGUGCCCUUCACUUCGUACGGCAUACACCACACCAGCUUGCUCAAGCGGCACAUCGCCCACCAGCCUUCUGUGAACGCUGACCCAGCGUCCCAGGAGAUCUGGAGAUCAGAAACGAUGCUCCAGAUCUUUGUUGAAAUGUGGCUUCACCAUUAUUCACUGGAAAUGUAUCAGAAAAUGCAGUCCCCUCACGUCAAGCUGGAGUUUCUCCACUACCGACUCAGUAUCUCCAGUAAACACCACGGUAGUCCUGCCCAAUCCAGCUACCAGGCCCUCCACGCAUACCAAGAGUCAUUCAAACCCACUGAAGAGCAUGUGCUAGUGGUAAGACUGCUCGUGAAGCACCUGCAUGCUUUUAGCAACAGCCUGAAACCAGAGCCUCUCUCCCCUUCAGCCCACUCCCACACAGCUAGCCCCCUAGAAGAGUUUAAAAGGGUUGUGAUUCCUCGGUUUGUCCAGCAGAAACUUUACAUCUUUCURCAACACUGUUUUGGCCACUGGCCUCUGGAUGCCUCUUUCAGAGCUGUGCUGGAGAUGUGGUUAAGUUACUUGCAGCCUUGGAGGUACGCUCCUGAAAAGCCACCUCAAAGUUCAGAGCCCUCGUCUCGCAUGGUGUCAGAGAAAUGGGCUGCCUUCAUUCAAGAAAACCUGCUCAUGUACACCAAGCUGUUUGUAGGAUUUCUGAACCGAGCUCUUCGAACGGAUUUGGUCAGUCCAAAAAAUGCUCUCAUGGUGUUCCGAGUAGCCAAAGUGUUUGCUCAGCCCAACCUGGCUGAAAUGAUCCUGAAAGGAGAACAGUUAUUCCUGGAGCCAGAACUUGUUAUUCCCCAUCGUCAGCACCGGCUUUUUAUGACCCCCACACUUAGUGGAAGCUUCUUCUCAUCGUGGCCUCCAACUAUUACAGAUGCCUCAUUUAAGGUGAAGAGUCAUGUUUACAGCCUGGAGGGACAGGACUUCCAGUAUAAACAAAUGUUUGGCCCUGAAGUCAGAAAUUUGGUGUUAAAACUGGCUCAGCUGAUCUGCCAGGCCCAGCACACAGCAAAAUCCAUAUCAGACCAUUCUGCAGAGACACAGUCUAGCCAGUCCUUCUUUUCAUGGUUUAGAUUUACACCAUCCGAUAUGAAUGGGUCCUACACAGGCAACGACCUGGAUGAAAUUGGGCAAGACAGCAUCAAAAAAACAGAUGAAUAUUUAGAGAAGGCCCUGGAAUAUUUGUGUCAAAUCUUUAAGCUGAGUGAAGCCCAACUGAACCAGAUGAUGAUGAAGUGUGGGACAGCUCAGGAUGAGAAUGGAAAGAAACAGCUUCCAGACUGCAUUGAGAGUGAGGAUGGGCUCAUUCUUACACCUCUUGGCAGAUACCAGAUCAUAAAUGGCUUACGUAGAUUUGAGGUACAGUAUCAAGGAGAUACUGAGCUUCAGCCCAUCCGAAGCUACGAAAAUGCUACUCUUGUUCGCCUCCUGUUCCGGUUAUCCUCAGCACUUAACCAGAGGUUUGCUGAUCAGAUGGAAGUACUGUGCUCCAGGGAGGAUUUCCUCGGCAGACUUUGCCGCUACCAUCUUACCAACCCAACCCUUGCCCAGACCACGAGGUGUACUCCUAUGCUGAAGGAGAGGACGAGCCAGAAUUACGGACCAAGAAUCAGUCUGAGGUUUCUGGCUAGCUACAGAACUCUCGGUUCCUUGCUAUUGAUCUACUUCAUUGCCUCCUGGUUCUGCAUCGGGCCCGUAGGUUGCACAUUCAUUGUCCUGGUUGGGUAUUUGCUUUAUGCCAUACUGAUGACAUUCUUUUUUGAAGGGUGGAAACCUCAUCAACACUAGUUUCUUUCUCCUUCCCACAGCWCAUCAGUGUAACAUAGAUAUAGUCAGGAUAACCAGUCUGGGGUUCAGCAAGUAAAUCAUUUGCAUUAUUAUUAUUGUAUCAGACUUUUAAUUUUAAAGUAUUUUUUUAAAUAUUAAAGUUGAGCAAGUUUUAUGAGCGGAAUGAAACAUUUUUGUGGCAGCAGAACUGAUCAGUGUAAAUUCUAUUUUUUAUAAAAGCUUUCUUACA